Molecule: messenger RNA, 3246 nt
Organism: Penicillium subrubescens
Lineage: Eukaryota; Fungi; Ascomycota; Eurotiomycetes; Eurotiales; Aspergillaceae
Product: ankyrin repeat domain-containing protein
Exons: 3
Coding region: 130-3246 (1038 amino acids)
Molecular function (GO): protein binding
Source: RefSeq, a predicted model, not a curated record
AGAUGAUCUCGACGAGACGAUAUUCAGGCGGAUCUCAACCUACGAUCAUGGAAAGGCUCACCAGCGACUUUCUCACAAACGAGUAAUGGGGACAGCGCAGUGGUUCUUGGAUCAUCCCGAUUUCCAGGCAUGGUUGGUGGAGAAGAGAUUCUCGACACUGUGGUGCUCCGGGAAAAGACGGCGGCUAUCGAUGCAGCCAAAUAUCGAUCGUCAAAACACGCCGCCUCAACGGCCUAUUUCUAUUGUGAGAGCGACCGACUGGACGAGCUCAAUGGGCUCUACAUUCUUUCUAGUCUGAUCAAACAACUAUGCGAGUAUCUCCGUGCUAAAUACAGACGCUGCCCCGACAAUGUGGUAGAUGCACUGAAUCACUUCUUUGGGAAGAAGCGAAUUGUUCCCGACUUUGAUGAUUUGAAGGAAAUUUUCAUCCAGUUAUUCCACCUCAUUCCAGACACGGUGUAUAUCAUUGACGGACUCGAUGCAUUGAGUCCAGAACAGAGUAAAGACCUCUUUGAGCUCUUCAGGUCCUUGUUCUGCGGUUCUGGAUCUUCGCCGGAGUCGCGGUUGCUCGUUUUCAGCCGAGAGCAACUGCCUGGCUACACAGGCAUUCCCCUGUUCAUGGCUGGGGUUUGUCAAAUUUCGACUACGUCCAACGUGAUGCCAGAUCUUCAAACGUACAUUGAUACGAGUGUCACCGAUAAACUGAUGAGCCGGAGGCUCACGGACGAUUUAGCCCUGUUGGACGAAGUCAAGCGGGUCCUCCUGGAAGAAUCAUCUGGAAUGUUUCUUUGGGUCUAUCUGCAGUUGGAGAUUCUGUGGCAAGACUGUUUCACGGACAAUCGUAUUCGAUCAGCGCUGCAAGAUCUUCCGAAAGAUCUGGAGGAGACAUACCAUCGCUGUCUUCAAAGAAUGACCUUUUCCAAUCCUUACACAUUGCGCGCCAUCCAAUGGGUGAGUUUUGCUGCAAGACCACUUCAUAUCGACGAAUUGAAAGAGGCCGUCGCCUUCGAUCUAGAUGACACGGGAUGGGACGCCGGAAAGAUCCCCCAAGCAGAUGUGGUGAUUGGGUGCGGUGCGAAUCUCGUUGCUGUCGACCCUUCUGAUCAAUGUGUUCGCUUUGCGCAUUCUUCCAUCAAGACAUAUCUGCAGAAGAAUUCAGUAAGGUUAAUUCCUGGGUACCCAGAAUCCGAUAAACAGGGCGAGCUCCAAUGCGGAGAAUUCUGCGUUGCGUAUCUGUCAUUCUCUAACUUCAACCUCGAAUUGGUGAAGCCAGCAAACGAGACAGAACUGGUAAAACUGCCGGAUGCCAAACUGCUCGCUGGCGAUGCCUUGGCAUCUCCCUUGGUUAGAUUUUUCUGGGGACUAGGUGCAAGCCCCAAACAAUCCACUCAAGUACAGUUUCGACGGAUUCGAUCAGCGACUAUCCCAGAUCGUUCACGGUACAAAUUUCUGGACUACGCAGUCACUCAGUGGGCCUUGCAAACCAAAGGAAUAACUUCCACAUCUUCAGUUUGGGAUAAAUUCCAACAACUCUCGUUGAGUUUCAACGACACCUGGAAUUUCCACCCUUGGGUGGUCGGCGGUCGCUCACAAACAUCACGCCUACAUGGCCUCUUCGGAUGGGCCGUUAAGGAAGCGCACAUUCCGCUGUUGGAGUUGGCACUCAGUUCCGACCGAGACAUACGGGAGAUCUGUAACCUCCCGUUGGUCGAUGAGCGGCUUCCUGCACUUCAUGUCGCCUCAAAACUGGGGCUUGCGGACGUCGUCGAUCUCCUUCUACCUAUUUGCGAAUUGAACUUGCAAGACGAAGAAGGAUAUACUGCCUUACACCAUGCAGCUAUUAAGGGGCAUAAAGGUAUUGUAGCCAUGCUUCUAUACUCAGGAAGCACCAAAAUAGAUAUCCCGUCAAAGACCCGAGUUACACCACUUUGGCUAGCUGCCAACCAUGGCCACUGCGACCUCGUGCGGGUUCUGACUGAGAGACAAGCGAAUCUUGAAGCCAGAGAAGGUUCCUCACAACGAACGCCUCUUUCACAGGCUGCUAGCAAUGGCCAUCAAGAUGUUGUCAACUUUCUUGUGAAAAAGGGAGCGAAUCUGGAAGCAAAGGACGCUGGUGGUUGGACACCUUUAUCCUGGGCCGUCAUGAAUGAACAUCUGGACACGAUCGAGCUGUUACUUGAGAGAGGCGCCAACUCUGCUUGUAAAUUUGCGAACAAAGGGAAGUUGCUGCUAUGGGCAGCGCAGACGGGACAUGCUGCUAUCACAAGCUUACUAGCUGCGAAUCCCGAGACGGAUCUGAACACUACCGAUGACAACGGGCCAACAGCGUUAUGGUGGGCUAUCCGGAAUCAGCACUUGGAGAUCGCGAAGAUUCUUCUUGAACGCGGGGCAAAUCGGGAGACCAGAGAUGCUGACGGCCAGACGCCUCUACUGUGGGCAGCAAAAAAUAGGCACGAGGCACUGACUCAAUUACUGCUCGAAGAAGGCGCGGCUAUCUCUGCACAAGAUAAACACGAGAGAACAGCGGUUUUCUGGGCUGUCGAGUAUAGCCACGAGGAAUUGGUUAAGUCACUGCUAGACCGGAUCGGAGACCACAAGGGAAUGAACCAGUUACUCGACUUUAUUGCCUUGCAGCCUGUACCAACGCGAACUGACCCAGAGGAUUUAUCAUUCCUCGACAGAGAUGAGGGCGUUGAGGAUAAGACGCCGUUACUGUCGGCACUAAGAAAAAGCUUCGAGUUACUGGCUCAACAGUAUAUGGAGCGCAACACCACCGUGGACCAAGAACGUCUUCCCAGACAGGCAACUUCGAUGUGGUCCACAGCGGACGGGCAAAAGACUCUACUCGAGCUGCUCCUUGGAGAGAGUGAAGAGGCCGUCAAGUUGUCGAACCUGUCCCUCCUAGAAGCUGCAAAGAAGGGCAAUGCGCACUCCGCAUCGCUGCUGCUUGAUGGGGGCGCUGAUAUCCACACGAGAACCCAUUACGGGGAGACACCACUAUGGUGGGCUGCAAGAAAUGGGCAUGCGGCGCUUGUAGAACUUUUGCACGACAGGGGUGGAGAGAUCGAAUCUAAGGAUAAGUUUGGCCUCACUCCAUUAGCUUGGGCAGUUGAGAAUCGACACACCCCAGUUGUCAAACUACUGGUUGGCUGGGGCGCUAAUGUUUGGGCUUCCGACAAGUCUGGCCAGACUCCGUUUUCUAGGGCUAAUGCCAAGGGAAUGCAAAGUCUCCUACUUAGGCAAUGA